CAUUUUGAGUGACUGGAGUCUGAAACCUUAAAAUCAAACGUACAUAGGAUUCUGAUUAUUUGUGCAGGUUCCCAUUUAUUCAUUAUUAACUGUACUUAAGUUGUUUUUUGAGGUUGUGCAAGUACUUAACCGACCCUACAAAUAGUCAUCGCAGAAGGACCAAAAUAUGUCAACCCCUUUUCUGUGAUGCUUCCACUUCCACUCUGCUUCAACUUGGAGGUGAACACUGAAAAGUACCUUGCCAAAUUCAAACCCCCACUGAGCUAGCGCACCAAAUCUAUCUACUCCUGUGGUUUCCAAUAUUUUCAUUCUCAUUUUCUACUUCUUACUGUUACUGAAAGUGUUUGCUACACUUGGAAGAUGGAUUUAGAAGUUGGAACCUCACAUUCUUGAUCUUUUACAUCGAAAUGUGGCGCCUUUUGCCUUGAAGACAUCAAACUCAGUGGUUGAUAAUGGCAAGCCCCUCUGGUCAUGGAUAUAAAUCAAACAGAAAUUACAGGCAGUGGCUAACUGAAACUUUUGAUGGUCAUGAAACAGCAGAUGAUGAGUUAUCAGAUAAUCUGGAUGGAAAUGAUAACAUAAUUCAACCAUCUCUUCAGGCUUUUUCUUUAACUUCAGAACCUUUAGAACCAUUUAUUGGCAUGGAGUUUGAAUCAGCCGAGGAUGCUAGAGAAUUUUAUGAGAUGUAUGGUAGGCGUAUGGGAUUUACCAUACGAAAUAAUCGUACACGCCGUUCACUUAAAGAUAAUUCAAUAAUUGGUCGGGAAUUUGUUUGCUCAAAAGAAGGUUUUCGUUUAAAAAAGUAUGAAAAUAGAGAAAAAAGAGCUCUUCCAUCACGUCCAGCCACUAGAGAGGGAUGCAAUGCAAUGAUGAGGAUAGCUGCAAAGGAUGGGGGAAAGUGGGCUGUAUAUGGUUUUGUGCAAGAACAUAAUCAUGAGCUGAAUCCUAGCAAAAUUCCACCUCGAAGAUCACAUAGAUUAGCAUUCAGUGAGGAUGAGAAAGAUUUAAAAAUCCGGGAACUAACCACAGAGCUUCAUCGUGAGAAAAAGAAAUCUGCAGCUUAUCAGCAGCAACUACAGUUGGUUUUGAAAUAUGUUGAGGAGUAUACUCAGAGGCUGUCAUUAAAAAUUGAAGUGGUUGAAAACAAUAUGACAGAACUUGAAUCUGAGGAGCAAGACAGUGCACAAUCUGACUAGAUCAACUGCGUGAUUCAUAUAUAUGCAAAUUUUAAUUCCAGGUAGAUUCUUGUUUCCUGUUCAGUAUGUUUUCAUUUGGGUAUUGGAUGAUUUUUACACCAGAUAUAUUUCAGGCAAGUACUUAUCUGUGCAGACUGCUGAAUUGCUGAUGCAUACUAUGGCGAGCAUGAUUAGAUCUUCGUACUAAUGGGAUCCCAGUUCUAAGAAUAUAUGUUAAAUGCAUAUUGAUGCACUCCUUCACAUCCUUUCUAGCUUCCACAGGUAGUAGUUUCUCAGCUAUGGAUGCAUUGUCAUUGCGGUACCAGCUGAUGGCUCUAAUCCAAGACUCUUGAGAUGACUUAGGUGUGAUGUGCCAGAAUAGAACAAGGGAAGGCAUUUUGUACACUUUCAUCCAUGCGGGUGCAUGACAUCCGCUUUCUCUUUUCUUAUUCAUUUUCUUUUUCCAUUGUUUGCUUUCUCCACACCUGCAAUAGAAGAACAUAAACUCGAUGAACAGCAGAGUCUGCUGGUUGUGGAUCCCCUGAGCAUUUGCGUCGAGAAACUUGUGUUUCUGUAAUUCUUGAGUUGUAUACUUCAUUUUACCUCAUUGUUUUGUGCCAAAUAAACACGACUCUAAGCGGAGGAGAGUUCUUAGA
Messenger RNA from Quercus lobata, 1831 nucleotides. RefSeq names its product protein FAR1-RELATED SEQUENCE 5-like. The transcript is spliced from 4 exons. The record is from RefSeq and is a predicted model, not a curated record. Bases 453 to 1196 code for a protein of 247 amino acids. Lineage: Eukaryota; Viridiplantae; Streptophyta; Magnoliopsida; Fagales; Fagaceae.